Molecule: messenger RNA, 1074 nt
Organism: Parastagonospora nodorum SN15
Lineage: Eukaryota; Fungi; Ascomycota; Dothideomycetes; Pleosporales; Phaeosphaeriaceae
Exons: 1
Coding region: 1-1074 (357 amino acids)
Source: RefSeq, a predicted model, not a curated record
AUGGACAGGCCGCUGCCCUCAUGUCCAAGGAGCACCCCGACAACAAACUAUGAUGACUGGUACAGUUUGCUUGGCCAGCGCAACUUUGACGUAUGCCCCAGUUGUUACGAGGGAGUCUUUGCUGACACACCUUUCGCUGUGGAUUUCGCGCAGACACGGCGGGGUGAACGACCCACCGAACGCUUCUGCGAUUUCAGCAGUUCAUGGACACGUCUCGCCUGGCUUCUGACGAUUGAGCAACGCCGCUCUUCUCUCGAGCUGUUGCAUGCCCUAGCUGAUAUCGCGGGCGUCGAGAGGCCUUGCCCUGACGAUGUAGAACUACGCAGCGACCGGUUCGCUUGGUAUGGCAUACCCGACCAAAGGGACGGCGUGCACGUGGCCAAUUUCACCAUUUGCUCUGCUGAUAAGAGGAUGAUUGAGGCUUUAUUGCCUACGAUGCGUGGCUACUUUACAAGGCUUCCGAGCUCCUAUACAUCCAGUACAGCUCCGAAGUACAUGUGCAACCUCCGUACGAGCUCCCGUCGGUUUCCAAAGUACCUUGACCUUCUCGUUGAACUCGACAGGGAGGCUCAGGAUCUCGGUCAAAGACCCAACAUCAGUCGCUUCAUUCAGCUAGCUCGUGAAAAUGCCUUCAAGGAUGAGUGCGCCAAGGACAAGGCCUUUUUCCGCAAGCCGUGGAUCUUCAUCCCUUCACUUCCGGAGUUCACUGUCUGCGAAGAAUGCUAUGAUGAACUAAUCUGGCCAGCCUGCCAGUCCAAGAUCACCGCCACAACAAUACCACGUCUCUUCAAUAAGACAAUGCAACUUGUUCCGAACGAGGAUCCGGAGGCCGGCUCUAGCUGUUGUCUCUACAGUUCUCGUAUGAGAAGGGUCUUUGACAUCAGCGUCAAGGAGGCGGACUUUGCUUAUCUGAAGCGGAAAGCACUGGAGAGGAAGAAGGCCGAAGUCAAGUUGGCGAGGGAGAGGAAGGGUCUUAUGAAUUGGAUGCUCAGCCUAGACAGAGGGAGCAGUCAGUGGGAGCGUGCGAAGAGCGAGAUCAAAGCGUUGGAUCGGGAGUGGGCUACUUGGGAGUGA